Messenger RNA from Mizuhopecten yessoensis (Yesso scallop), 2160 nucleotides. RefSeq lists its product as uncharacterized. The transcript has 7 exons. The record is from RefSeq and is a predicted model, not a curated record. NCBI's taxonomy places the organism in Eukaryota, Metazoa, Mollusca, Bivalvia, Pectinida, Pectinidae. The coding region runs from base 458 to 1627 and encodes 389 amino acids.
CUGUAGUGUGUUAUAGAUAUAAGUCGUAAAGGAUUGAAAAUAUUGAAAUACUUUGUUAGAACUUAAUAAUCAGGGAUUGAAUAAUCUCAUCCUUGUGUGACAUAAGGGAUUAUAAUUGGGUCACUCUGUGUGUUGCAUUGAUGUAUGAAGUUAUAGGCAGUACAUUCAUUGAAAGUGUAAUUUGUUGUUAUGUAAGUUUGUUCAUAAAGUGUGAUAUAAUCUUCCGGGUACAUGUCCCGACGUCCUCCAUGUACAAUACAGUCGACAUCGCCAAUGCAUUUGAUCGAACAUCGGGUACUGAAGACAACAACAUACGCAGUAUGAACACUAUAAGUGUGCGAUACAGUCUGCCGUAUAUAUAUCACGACGUCCUCCAUGUACAAUACAGUCGACGUAGUCACUGCAUUUCAUAACACAUCAGGUACCGGGCCUUGCUGAAGACAAGAACAUACACAAUAUGAAUAAUAUAAGUUUCCUAUGCGUCUUUCUACUAACCAGCACGUUUAACAGAUUUUCUAGUGGACAGCCUCUGUCAUCUGACCGUCGUCAGACAGUAGAAUCAGCUCUCAUGGAACAGGGGAUACUAGAACAAAUCAGGCCACUUCUGACGGAACUGUGUAACGAUGACCGAAGGUAUUCACGCCACCUGUCUGAACUGACGGAUGAAAUCAAGGCCCUUACUAAACGUGUUGAGAGCUUAGAAGACUGUGCGGCUUUGUUGAACAUAACGGUGUGCUCAGAUUACCUCGUAUCGGGACUGUAUGGUGUGAAAGAUUCGGCGUAUCACGUGUCUACCACAUGGACGACUACUAGUUAUUACCAUGGUCCUAUAAACAGCAGGCUAUAUAAUGAAAAUAGUGAUACCAAACGCACUACUGGUGCUUGGUCAUCUCAAUAUAAUAAUAAUCAACAAUUCAUACAGGUUAAAUUCCCGAGAGAAACUGAAGUAGAAACGAUCUUGUUGCGAGGUCGAAAUGAAAUCUAUAACCAGUGGGUGAAAACCUUUCAUCUUUUGUACAGCAUUAAUGGUACCAAUUGGACUACAGUGAUGUCGGACGACCACCAACCUACGUUAUUUACCGGUAACAAUGACACAACUACCAUAGUUAAGGCUAGCGUGGUCCCAAGUAUCACUGCAGUGUACUUCCGGAUUAAUCCAAUGAGUUGGAACAAUUGGGUAUCUCUCCGUUUUGACGUCAGUGGCUGUUACACCGUUAGGGAAACACGCAAACACAUACACAAAGCUUUAGGAUUCAAACCUGUCCCGAACGAAGACACACUGUACAAGGUGAACGAACGUGAACAUAACCAGUUGGACGCUGUCAGGCUCUGUACCCAACAGUAUUCACAGCUCAUCAAGAUAGAUUCCUUGUCAUUGAUGGCGAGUCUCCAGGCAGUCGUGGAGGGAAAUGAUAUACUAAGGAACGCCCACAAUCAAAUGUACGUAUCCGGGAAGUAUGUGGCUAAUACGUGGCAGUACAGUGAUGACUUCGAGGUGAUUUACAGCCCCCUCUGGUCUCCGGGCAACCCUGACCCCACUCAGGGGCAUUGCGUCAUGUUGACAUUAGCAGGCCUGGCAAGUGUGAAUUGUUCACAAACUUUCUUUUCCGUGUGUGGACACAUUUAAAGUAACUUAUUUUUGUCUGUACGCUAGUGAGACUUGUUGACAAAUGGCUGACAAGAGAAAAAACUGUGCCAAGAGACAGUUUUUUUUGCUUUGAUCUGUCUUCCGAACAGGCUUAUAUUCCAAAAAUGAUACAUGAAAUGGAUAGCUUGCACUGCAAUACAUCUACAAACCAAAAUUAAACAAAAUCAUACAAUGUUUUGAGGUCAGCUUGCUCCCACUUACAUGGUAACUGUGAUAGAGUUCGCAACUCCACAAUACCAAAGUGGCAAAAUCUCAACUGGUCCCUUUUUGACAAAACUAAAUAAUAUUUCUUGAAACUUGCUUCAUAAUUUGGAUGUUUUGAGUGACACUGAAGCUGCACGCGACAGAAAUGGAUGAAAGAAUAGCAUAUUGUUGAUGAGUACGCCACUAUGGCCUUGUUAUAUAUCGGCUUCAUUAUGUCAUCAAUUCUCUUUUUGUGUACAUAUGAUACAUACUAGAACCCUAUAAUAAUCUUACAUUUGUAUGUUAUAAAUAUUUGGGGUUGAAUUGAU